Messenger RNA from Malania oleifera, 1715 nucleotides. RefSeq names its product mitotic checkpoint protein BUB3.2. Gene Ontology annotation, cellular component: phragmoplast; kinetochore; mitotic checkpoint complex. Gene Ontology annotation, biological process: mitotic spindle assembly checkpoint signaling. Gene Ontology annotation, molecular function: ubiquitin binding. The transcript is spliced from 9 exons. The coding region runs from base 445 to 1473 and encodes 342 amino acids. NCBI's taxonomy places the organism in Eukaryota, Viridiplantae, Streptophyta, Magnoliopsida, Santalales, Ximeniaceae. The record is from RefSeq and is a predicted model, not a curated record.
CUUCAAACACAAUAAAAUCUUCAUAUUAAAAUUAAAUUAGGCGUUCCACGAAAAAUCUAGUAUACAUUCUUCAAAUUUUAUAAUUCGAAGUAAACAAAAACAUAGGAUGCGAAUUGCGAAGUUGGAAACAUUUCAUUUGCGGAAAAUAAAAUUUUCCGAAAAUUUUAUUUUAUAAAAUUAUUUAUCAUCACAAGAAUCAAACGAAACACAGAAGGACAGACUUUUCCCCCCUUUCAUUUGAAUUCAGGUCCCCUCUCCAGUUUCAAAUUCGUAAAGCUCGGAAGCCUUCCGCCGUCCACUGAUCUUUUCCAUUUUCCUCUGCAGCUCCGCUUUUGCAUCUCUAGCUCUACGUUUUCGAAAUCCAGUCCCUCUUUCUUUCUCACUCUCAGAUCCUAUCUGUUUUCUCUAAAACCCUAGUUUUCAUAGCAUACGGUCACUCACACAAUGACAGCGGUGGUUACGCCGGUCGCCGGCAGGGAGCUGUCGAAUCCGCCAUCUGAUGGCAUCUCCAACCUUCGCUUCUCAAACCACAGCGAUCAUCUCCUCGUUUCGUCGUGGGACAAGAGUGUUCGAUUGUACGAUGCGAGUGCAAAUCUGUUGCGAGGGGAGUUCAUGCAUGGAGGUCCCGUCUUGGACUGUUGCUUCCACGACGAUUCGUCGGGGUUUAGUGCUAGCGCGGAUAAUAAUGUGAGGAGGCUUGUUUUCAACUAUGGCAAGGAGGAUAUUUUGGGAAGGCAUGACGCCCCUGUCCGUUGUGUUGAGUACUCUUAUGCAGCAGGUCAAGUCAUCACGGGUAGUUGGGACAAAACCCUGAAGUGUUGGGAUCCUAGGGGAGCAAGUGGGCAGGAGCGCACUCUUGUUGGGACAUAUGUACAACCUGAGCGUGUUUAUUCUCUAUCUCUUGUUGGCAAUCGUCUAGUAGUAGCAACUGCUGGUAGACAUGUAAAUGUCUACGAUUUACGGAAUAUGUCUCAGCCUGAACAACGAAGGGAAUCUUCAUUGAAAUAUCAAACUAGAUGUGUGCACUGUUAUCCCAAUGGAACAGGUUUUGCUCUUAGUUCUGUUGAAGGCCGGGUUGCGAUGGAAUUUUUUGAUCUCUCUGAAGCUUCUCAAGCCAAAAAAUAUGCAUUCAAGUGUCACCGAAAAUCAGAAGCUGGAAGGGACAUCGUCUAUCCUGUUAAUGCCAUCGCUUUCCACCCCAUCUAUGGCACGUUUGCCACUGGGGGUUGUGAUGGUUUUGUGAAUGUUUGGGAUGGAAACAACAAAAAGAGGCUGUAUCAGUACUCAAAAUACCCAACUAGUGUUGCAGCAUUGUCCUUCAGCAGAGAUGGUCGUCUGUUGGCUGUGGCAUCCAGUUAUACAUUUGAAGAGGGAGACAAGCCCAGUCAUGAACCAGAUGCCAUUUAUGUUCGAAGCGUAAAUGAAGUUGAAGUUAAGCCAAAACCCAAAGUGUAUCCUAAUCCUCCUACAUAAGUGGAACUUGCAGAUAAACCUCUUGUUCUGUAUUAUACACCUUAUAGCUUCAUUUCUUCCUUGUGAAGCUGCUUGAACCUGAAAUGGGAACUCAUCUAAAAUCUAGAGAAAAUGUUUUUUUCUCCCUUUAGUUUCAUUUUCUUGCAACUUGAUGACAUUGCACGGCAUUACAGUUUUCAGAAAAUGUGUAUCAUUGUUGUCAUCAAAUUAUUUUGAAACCAACCUUAAUUCACCUUCUCAAA